Messenger RNA from Exophiala oligosperma, 315 nucleotides. RefSeq lists its product as uncharacterized. Bases 1 to 315 code for a protein of 104 amino acids. The transcript has 2 exons. The record is from RefSeq and is a predicted model, not a curated record. Gene Ontology annotation, cellular component: DASH complex. Lineage: Eukaryota; Fungi; Ascomycota; Eurotiomycetes; Chaetothyriales; Herpotrichiellaceae. Gene Ontology annotation, biological process: attachment of spindle microtubules to kinetochore.
AUGGACAGGAACAACACUGCGUCCAAGCAGUCCCUCUCUCGCCCUUCGUCAGUGACCUCGAUGAACACGACCUCGACCAACAAGAACCGCCAGUACGCCCAUCUGCACGCUCAGCUGGCCCAGCUCAACGCGCACCUUGCGGACACGGAGAAUCUGGUAAGGAUGACGGCCGUUCAGGCGCAAGAUAUGCGGUUCCUCGGCGGUUACGUGGGUGCUUUGUUCAUGGGCAGCGCGAAAGUGCUAGGGGAAGAAAGUUUCGACGGAUGCCAGGUCUUGUCUUGGGACUGGCUACGUAUGACAUAUGCAUCAAUAUGA